Penicillium subrubescens is the source of this 1491-nucleotide messenger RNA. RefSeq names its product URC4/urg3 family protein. The transcript has 4 exons. The coding region runs from base 107 to 1408 and encodes 433 amino acids. The record is from RefSeq and is a predicted model, not a curated record. Lineage: Eukaryota; Fungi; Ascomycota; Eurotiomycetes; Eurotiales; Aspergillaceae.
CUUCAAGAUAAAAGCCUCCUAUUUUGAGAAUUGACUCACGCUCAAACUACAACAUACCUCGUUGACCAUACAGAAGACGAGUAUCCUUCUCUGAAUCUUUAUCUAAAUGGCCGAUAUUGAGUAUCUGAAGGGCCUCGAGGCUGUGCGUGAGCGAGCUCACCUGGUGCUUGGAGCGGCUGAGAGGGACGAACUAUCCCACUUCGAUUAUGACUCUUCGAAGAUGUCUGAAGUGGCGGAAUUUGUUGCUGGUGUUAUCACGCGAGACUUCGGCCCUGAUCGAUUCGACCAGAUUCCCCCGCACGGACGGUGGCAACACUUUGAUGUUGGCGGCGUUGCUCGUGUCGACGGCUUAAUCAAACACUGGAAGCUCAAGGGACUGAACAGACUCGAGACUACACGUCGACUGAUCGAUCUUUUCUUUGUCGCGGUUCUACUCGAUGCUGGAGCUGGAGAUGUCUGGAAGUUUGCUGAGCCCAACACUGAUCAGGCUUAUGGCAGAAGUGAAGGUAUAGCCGUUGCAUCUCUAUACAUGUUCAAGGCUGGUGCCUUCUCAAGCAAUGGGGGGAAAGAUGUUGAAACGGUUGAUGGUCGCGCUUUACUGGCACUAGAUGUCACCGGCUUCGAGCAGCAUUUCCAAAUCACCGACAAGAACCCCCUUGUUGGAGCUGGGUCUCGCGUCAACUUGUUGAAGAGCGUGGGAUCUUCCCUUCUGAGCCUUCCAAAGUUCUUCGGAGAAAGCGGUCGACCAGGGAAUCUUGUUGACUAUCUGGUUCAGCAAGCGGGCGAUUCUAAAGAGCUAGACUUCAACACUCUUUGGGCUAUCCUGCAAGAAACACUCCUGCCAGCCUGGCCCAGAAACCGUACCAGGAUUGCAGACAAGCCAAUCGGCGACGCCUGGCCUCUUGAAAUACUCUCAAAACUCAACGCUGGAAAGGACAGUGGAAAUGAAAAUCGUACCCUACACAUUGCGCCAUUCCACAAGUUGACGCAAUGGCUUGCCUAUUCACUCACGGUUCCUUUCAUGCGAGUGCUUGAUAUGCAGUGGAAGAAUUUGGACAAAGGGACCGGGCUUCCGGAAUAUCGCAACGGAGGCUUAUUCGUCGAUCUGGGUGUCCUGAAGCUCAAAGAGGAAGCUUUGAAGGCUGGCCUAGCUGCAUCGCAAAAGGAACUUCCCAGCUAUGAGGCCACGAGCGAUGUUAUAGUCGAAUGGCGCGCAAUGACUGUGGCUCUUCUUGAUAAGCUGCAUGAACUUAUCGGUGCGCAUUUCGCUAGCCAGGGUGUCAAGUUGAGUAUGCCGCAGAUGCUGGAGGCUGGUUCUUGGAAAGCAGGACGAGAGUUGGCGGCAAAGUUCCGUCCCGCGACUAAGUCGAGCCCCAUCCUGAUAGAAGGCGAUGGCACUCUAUUCUAGAGCUAACUGCGUCAUAAUCAAGCUUCAGAGACACAUAUAUGGCAACAAAAAUAAAUGAUACUGUUUUCUCUAUUGUUUUAAGA